CCGGGCUCGGUGCGUCCGUCCGCGGGUGGCUGCCCCGCAGGUGCGCGCGGCCGGGGCUGGCGGCGACUCCCUCUACCGGGCCGCCCGGGAGGCUCAUGCAGCGCUGCUGGGUCCCGCCGCGCCCGGAGCGGGGAAGUGAAAGUGCCUUGGAGGAGGAGGGCCGGUCCGGCCGUGCAGCCGCCUCACAGGUCCGCGGGCGGGCGAGGCGGGCGGCCUCCUGAACCGAACCGAAUCGGCUCCCGGGGCCGCCGUCCUCCCGCCACUCCUCGCCCGCCGCCAGUUUUCUUUCGGUUUCUUCCAAGAUUCCUGGCCGUCCCUCGACGGAGCUCGGGCCCAGUGCGGGGGCGCAGGGCGCGGGAGCUCCACCUCCUGGGCUUUCCCUGCGUGCAGAGGCUGGCACGGCGCGGGCCGGGUACUGAGCGCACGGUCGGGGCACAGCGGGGGCGGGGGGUGCCGCCGGCUCGCGCCUUCUCUUCGGCCGCCGUCUCCUCCGGUCCCUGGCGAAAGCCAUUGAGAAACCAGCGGGACGUCACGCGCCGGAGCCUGUGUGGGAGUCAGAGCGAGGUGGCUCCAUCCCCGCAGAGUCCGCGGAGCCCCGAGAUGGGACGGGACUUGGGGCUCGGGUCCCUCGUGCUCCUCCUGCUCCUGCUGGUGUACCUGACUCAGCCAGGCAAUGGCAACGAGGGCAGCGUCACUGGAAGUUGUUAUUGUGGUAAAAUAAUUUCUUCUGACUCCCCGCCAUCGGUUCAGUUCAUGAAUCGUCUCCGGAAACACCUGAGAACAUAUCAUCGCUGUCUAUACUACACCAGGUUCCAGUUCCUUUCCUGGAGCGUGUGUGGGGGCAACAAGGACCCAUGGGUGCUGGAAUUGAUGAGCUGUCUUGAUCUCAAAGAAUGUGGACAUGCUUACUCGGGGAUUGUGGCCCACCAGAAGCAUUUAGUUCCUACCAGCCCCCCAAUUUCUCAGGCCUCAGAGGGGGCAUCUUCAGACAUCCACACCCCUGCCCAGAUGCUCCUGUCCGCUUUGCAGUCCACCCAGCGCCCCACCCUCCCAGUGGGAUCACUGUCCUUGGACAAAGAACUCACUCGUCCCAAUGAAACCACCGUUCACACUGCGGGCCACAGUCUGGCAGUUGGGCGUGAGGCUGGGGAGAACCAGAAGCAGCCGGAAAAAAAUGCUGGUACCACAGCCACAGUGGCGGUCCUGUGCCUCCUGGCUAUCGUCUUCAUCCUCACCGCAGCCCUUUCCUAUGUGCUGUGCAAGAGGAGGAGGGGGCAGUCACCGCAGUCCUCUCCAGAUUUGCAGUUUCAUUAUAUACCUGUGGCACCUGACUCUAAUACCUCAGCCAAGAAUGGAAGCUUGUGAGGGUAAACUGGUUUAUUCUUACAAAAAGUGUAAUAAAGGAGACUGGCCCGUGACAACAUGGUAGACUGUAUACAUAUUUUUGUUUUUCGUUUUUUAGAGACGGACUCUAUGUUGCCCAGGCUGUUAUGGAACUGUUAUGUAGUCAAGUGAUCCUCCCACCUUGGCCUCUGAGGAUUAUAGGUGUGACCUACCACAUCCAGCCUACAUGUAUUUGUUAAUAUCUAACAUAGGACUAAGCAGCCACUGCCCUCUUUUAGGCCCCUCAUUUAAAAACGGUUAUAUUAUAAAAUCUGCUUUUCACACUGGGUGAUAACUUGGACAAAUUCUACGUGUAUUUUUUGUUUUGUUUUGCUUUGCUUUGUUUUGACACGGAGUAUCGCUCUGCCAUCCAGGCCGGAGUACAGUGGCAUGAUCUCGGCUCACUGCACCCCCACCUCCCAGGUUCAAGCGAUUCUCCUGCCUCAGCCUCCUGAGUAGCUGUGAUUACAGGCACGCACCACCACACCGGCUAAUUUUUUUUUUUUUGAGAUGGAGUCUUGCUCUGUCGCCAGGCUGGAGUGCAGGGGGCACAAUCUUGGCUCACUGCAACCUCUGCCUCCUGGGUUCAAGCGAUUCUCCUGUCUCAGCCUCCUGAGUAGCUCGGAUUACAGGCGUGCGCCACUACGCCCAGCUAAUUUUUGUACUUUUAAUAGAGAUGGAGUUUCACCAUGUUGGCCAGGAUGGUCUUGAUCUCUUGACCUUGUGAUCCACCCGCCUCGGCCUCCCAAAGUGCUGGGAUUACAGGCGUGAGCCACUGCGCCCGGCCACACCAGCUAAUUUUUUGUAUUUUUAGUAGAGACGGGGUUUCACCAUGUUGGCCAGGCAGGUCUCGAACUCCUGACCUGGUGAUCUGCCCACCUAGGCCUCCCAAAGUGCUGGGAUUAAAGGUGUGAGCCACCAUGCCUGGCCCUAUGUGUGUUUUUUAACUACUAAAAAUUAUUUUUGUAAUGAUUGAGUCUUCUUUAUGGAAACUACUGGCCUCGGCCCUUGCGCCCUUACCAUGAUUCCUGGCUUCAGCUUUUUUUGCUGAUGGUUCCCCCUCAUCCCAAAUCUCUCUCCCAGUACACCAGUUGUUCCUCCCCCACCUCAGCCCUCUCCUGCAUCCUCCUGUCCCCGCAACGAAGGCCUGGGCUUUCCCACCCUCCCUCCUUAGCAGGCGCUGUGCUGGGACACCAUAUGGGCUGGUUUCACUUCCUCAGUCCCUUGCCUACCCCAGUGAGAGUCUGAUCUUGUUUUUAUUGUUAUUUUAUUAUUAUUAAAACUCUAGUUCUUGUUUUGUCUCUCUGAA
Messenger RNA from Symphalangus syndactylus (siamang), 2692 nucleotides. It is a transcript of the gene CXCL16, whose product is annotated as C-X-C motif chemokine ligand 16. Gene Ontology annotation, biological process: receptor-mediated endocytosis; response to type II interferon; T cell chemotaxis. Lineage: Eukaryota; Metazoa; Chordata; Mammalia; Primates; Hylobatidae. The record is from RefSeq and is a predicted model, not a curated record. Gene Ontology annotation, molecular function: chemokine activity; low-density lipoprotein particle receptor activity; scavenger receptor activity.